Wyeomyia smithii (pitcher-plant mosquito) is the source of this 1035-nucleotide messenger RNA. RefSeq names its product U1 small nuclear ribonucleoprotein 70 kDa-like. The annotation marks the transcript as partial. The record is from RefSeq and is a predicted model, not a curated record. NCBI's taxonomy places the organism in Eukaryota, Metazoa, Arthropoda, Insecta, Diptera, Culicidae. The transcript has a single exon.
AGAGAUAGAGAUAGAGAUAGAGAUAGAGAUAGAGAUAGAGAUAGAGAUAGAGAUAGAGAUAGAGAUAGAGAUAGAGAUAGAGAUAGAGAUAGAGGUAGAGAUAGAGAUAGAGAUAGAGAUAGAGAUAGAGAUAGAGAUAGAGAUAGAGAUAGAGAUAGAGAUAGAGAUAGAGAUAGAGAUAGAGAUAGAGAUAGAGAUAGAGAUAGAGAUAGAGAUAGAGAUAGAGAUAGAGAUAGAGAUAGAGAUAGAGAUAGAGAUAGAGAUAGAGAUAGAGAUAGAGAUAGAGAUAGAGAUAGAGAUAGAGAUAGAGAUAGAGAUAGAGAUAGAGAUAGAGAUAGAGAUAGAGAUAGAGAUAGAGAUAGAGAUAGAGAUAGAGAUAGAGAUAGAGAUAGAGAUAGAGAUAGAGAUAGAGAUAGAGAUAGAGAUAGAGAUAGAGAUAGAGAUAGAGAUAGAGAUAGAGAUAGAGAUAGAGAUAGAGAUAGAGAUAGAGAUAGAGAUAGAGAUAGAGAUAGAGAUAGAGAUAGAGAUAGAGAUAGAGAUAGAGAUAGAGAUAGAGAUAGAGAUAGAGAUAGAGAUAGAGAUAGAGAUAGAGAUAGAGAUAGAGAUAGAGAUAGAGGUAGAGAUAGAGAUAGAGAUAGAGAUAGAGAUAGAGAUAGAGAUAGAGAUAGAGAUAGAGAUAGAGAUAGAGAUAGAGAUAGAGAUAGAGAUAGAGAUAGAGAUAGAGAUAGAGAUAGAGAUAGAGAUAGAGAUAGAGAUAGAGAUAGAGAUAGAGAUAGAGAUAGAGAUAGAGAUAGAGAUAGAGAUAGAGAUAGAGAUAGAGAUAGAGAUAGAGAUAGAGAUAGAGAUAGAGAUAGAGAUAGAGAUAGAGAUAGAGAUAGAGAUAGAGAUAGAGAUAGAGAUAGAGAUAGAGAUAGAGAUAGAGAUAGAGAUAGAGAUAGAGAUAGAGAUAGAGAUAGAGAUAGAGAUAGAGAUAGAGAUAGAGAUAGAGAUAGAGAUAGAGAUAGAGAUAGAGAUAGAGAUAGAGAUAGAGAAAGA